GCCAGUUCCCAUCACUUCUCAGCGCACAACACAAGAGUAAAGCAUUUUGUGUCAAAAUUUCAUUUGUGGAACAUACCUAACACUGUCUGUUUAUACUUUGAUUUACCCCACUGCCCCUGCAGGCUGCAAGCAAGCCUAGUGCUCGGUUGCGAAUAAACAAAAGAGAGUCAAACCCUCCCGACAACGAAACAGUGACGACAACGAGACUUGCAUAAUGAAAAUCUGGACGUCGGAGCACAUAUUCAACCACCCGUGGGAGACGGUUACACAGGCGGCAUGGCGCAAAUAUCCGAAUCCCAUGACGCCCUCAAUCAUUGGCACUGACGUAGUCGAGCGCCAAGUCAUUGACGGCGUGCUGCACACACAUCGCCUCGUUCAAUCGAAAUGGUAUUUCCCCAAGUGGACGCACGCGCUGAUAGGCACCGCCAAGUCGUGCUUUGCCAGCGAACGCUCAACGGUGGACCCGAAAACCAAGCAGAUGGUGUUGAAGACAAACAAUCUCACAUUCUGCCGGAACAUUAGCGUCGACGAGGUGCUCUACUACGAACCACAUCCCGCAGAUGCCAGCAAAACGUUGCUGAAACAGGAGGCCACAGUAACUGUCCAUGGUGUGCCGCUGUCGCACUACAUGGAAGACUUGCUCACAUCCACGAUUAGCUCAAACGCUGGCAAGGGACGCCAGGGACUGGAAUGGGUGAUCGGACUGAUCAAUACGGAGGUCAAGGGGAUUGCUGAAUCGGCCGCACGGGGCACAGACGAGCUGAUAUACACAACGCGGCGUUCCAUUGAUGAGGUCACAGAAAGUGCCAGGAAAGGCAUGGAUGAGAUCAGUGUACAGGCAUCCAAGGCGGCAAAAGCGAUGCACAUAACAUAGAGUUUAGAGAUGCAGGGGCUGGCGAGUAGAGAAAUAUUAUUAUCCAAAGCGCAAGAUACGCUGUUUUUUUAGUACAACAUUUAGUGCAACAUCAACUACAGACAUACAAUACGAGCAGCCGCAAACUCGAUUGUUUCUUCAAAUUCCCUGCUGAUACAUAUAUUUUAUACAACACACAAUGGUUAUCAGUCGUGGAACUGAAAUUGAUAAGAUUGGCGGGCAUACCAUAGUGUUAGGUCACCUUAUCCGUGCGAAUAGAAUGGCAACUGCAAUGAGAACCACUAAUCAACCACACAGUCAAACUAUUUAUUCAAAUCAAUUUAAGUUUAACGUUUAUAAGAUGCCACAGCAGACAUGGAACGAAAAGAGCAACAAACAUUAAAAGCGACAAUUUGCAUACAAAUGCGUUUCAAGUUCAAA
Messenger RNA from Drosophila obscura, 1294 nucleotides. RefSeq names its product protein slowmo (gene slmo). Gene Ontology annotation, cellular component: mitochondrial intermembrane space. NCBI's taxonomy places the organism in Eukaryota, Metazoa, Arthropoda, Insecta, Diptera, Drosophilidae. Gene Ontology annotation, molecular function: phosphatidic acid transfer activity. The record is from RefSeq and is a predicted model, not a curated record. Gene Ontology annotation, biological process: phospholipid transport. Bases 215 to 874 code for a protein of 219 amino acids. The transcript has 2 exons.